UGAAGCAGAGGGCAUAGGCUGUGCCAAUGUGCUGCCCUAGGUCCCCUGCCUCCCCCUCCUGAGCAAAUGUGCCGUUCCUGUGUGUGUGAAUCAGCCAAUGGGGUUACCCACUAGCGGUGCCUGAUGCCUACAAUCAUCACUAUGGAUUGACGCUCCUUACAAGGCAGCUACAGCGCUUAAUAGACGGGCUUGUACCGAGCAAUAAGCAUGAGAAGAUGCUCAAAGUGCUCUCGCACACAGAAGAUUACGGUAGCAGCCAGAUUCCCUGUCCCUGCUGUACAUGUGCAGAUGAGUAAAGUUGCAGUCACAUAAUGCGGGUGUGAAUGUGAGGGAAUCAGUGUCCGGCCAGACACUCGCUGCUGCCUGUGGAAUGCCAGGCUGGAAACACAACUGCCACCUCUGCUCUACAACUGCCAGCCAAGCACAAGGAGAAGAAUUAUAAGAAAUUUCGGAAGAUGCAAUGACCGGCUUAUUUCUUCACACUGAUAACAAUACAUUUCAGAGCAGCCAUUCAGUGUAUGGGUUUGUAACUGUACUACUCAUUGAAGGCCUUCUACCUGAAAAAGGAUCCCCCCUUGGUCCAUGGAACAUCUGAAAGUACCUCUAUCAGACUGUUCAAAUGUGUUGCACAAGAAGCUAGCAUUCAGAGAAGAAUUUAAAACAAGUUUGUAUAAGUCAUAAUUAAGCUCAUAUUGCCAAAAUAAUCCUAAAACAGAGAUAUUUGAACCAAAAAAGCUAUAAAAACAUUGCUGUGAGGCUCAUGAUAAAAGUUUCAGUAAUUUUAAAAAAGAUGUCACAUUCAAGUCUAUAACAUCUGCGAUUCAUCAAGCUAACUGGGAAAUGUCCAAAAAGUCAUGGAGAAGAAUCUGAGUUGCCAUCUUCUAACCAGUCGUAAAUAAUGAUAGUAUAAAUAUAGCAUUGGCUGCAUACUAAAUGUUGCUCCUCAGUGCCUAUUUUUGUUAGAUGUACAGUAUUACUGCAAAACAUUUCUAGGGAUUGAUAAUUCAACAACCAAAAACAAUACCUUUCUGGAUUUGAUAUGAUUAAGAGCUGGAGAUACAACAUCUAUGCAAGAUCCUCUUCCAUCUCCUUCAAUAUGAUAAUUCUUCAUGAAAAUAACACAGUAGAAAGCAUCCAGCUCUGCUUAAACUGCACCCAUCCGGUGGCAACUAUCAACAUUUCUAAGGCCAUUGUGGUUGGUGUUAUUUUUGGCGUGUUCAUCACUUUUGGACUUCUUGGAAAUAUUUUGGUUAUUCUUUCGGUGGUCUGUCAUCGGCAUCUGCAGACUGUAACUCACUAUUUUAUUGCCAAUCUUGCUGUUGCUGAUCUGCUGUUAAUGUCCAUGGUGCUUCCAUUUUCUGCAACCUUUGAGAUCCAAGGUUACUGGUUGUUUGGACGCAUCUUCUGCAACAUCUGGGCUGCUGUGGAUGUCCUCUGUUGUACGGCCUCUAUAAUGAGCCUAUGUGCCAUAUCCAUUGACAGGUACAUAGGCGUUAGCUACCCACUUAGAUACCCCAGCAUCAUGACUGAAAGGAGAGGUGUUCUAGCUUUGCUUUGUAUAUGGGUUUUGUCCCUUGUGAUCUCAAUUGGACCUCUUUUUGGUUGGAAACAACCAGCCCCAGAAGAUGAUACAAUCUGUGAAAUCACUAAAGAACCAGGGUAUGCACUCUUUUCAGCCUUUGGGUCAUUCUACCUGCCUCUCAGUAUCAUUCUAGUUAUGUACUUUAGGGUUUAUAUUGUGGCCAAAAGGGAAAGCAAAGUGUUAACCAGUGGAAUGAAACUUGAGAAGUCUGAUUCUGAGGAGGUAACCUUAAGAAUCCAUCGAAAAUGUACUCCAGAGAGCAUUGGUUCCACCUCUAGUUCAAAGCAAAAGACUAAUUUCUCAGUUCGUCUCCUCAAGUUUUCCAGACAGAAGAAAGCCGCCAAAACUUUGGGUAUUGUAGUAGGAUGCUUUGUGCUGUGCUGGCUUCCAUUUUUUCUUGUCAUGCCUAUAGGAUCCAUUUAUCCCGCAGCCAACUCCUCGGAUACUAUUUUCAAGAUUACGUUUUGGCUGGGUUAUUUUAACAGCUGCAUCAACCCAAUGAUCUAUCCUUGCUCCAGCCCAGAGUUCCGGAAGGCCUUCCAAAACAUCCUCCACGCUCGCUGCUCGCACAGGAGGCAGGCUGCAAGCAAGUACUCCUCUGGUUUCCUCCUGAACAGCCCGGGGCACCGGAGUUCCGAGGAAAACAAAAAUGUGGUGAGAAUUCCAGUGGGUGCGGGGGAGAUGUUUUACAGGAUCUCCAAGUCUGAUGAGGGUUGUGAAUGGAAAUAUUUCACCCCCCUGUCCAGCCCGGCCACGUCGUAUGGUGCUCCAAGAGAUUUUGGUAACUGUUGCUCGGCCAAAGUGAGCAGUAAGUCUUUUCUGAGAACCUGCUGUUGUGUUGGCACUCAACAGACUCGCUCAUGCCAUGACGUGCCCACCAUCAAGAUACAUACCAUUUCUGUGAGCGAGAACGGUGAAGCCGUUUGAACAAGGAAACGUAUUAAGACAUGGGAUUAUCCUAGGGCAUUUCUAAUACUUGUAUUUGUGGAGUAUACACUUCAUGGGACAUACACAGGAGACCGAUCCGUUCCAGCCUGAGCUGGUUACAUUCCAUUUUGUCUUUUUUGAACCUCAACUUCCCCAUGUGUAAGUGGUUCAGAAUAACACCUUUAUGUGUGACCAGCACUGACAAUUUUAACUAUGCUGCUAUCAUUCCACCUGACUGCACCAUAACUUACCUUCAAGGACCGAAUGGUGCUACAUGCAUGGGAAAUGCAGUGUCUUUAAGGCAUCCAGAUGCCAACCAACAAAAGUUCAUUUGGUGACUAUAGUGUGCCCAGUUUUGUAUUCACAUAGCAUCACUUCAUCAGUGUUCAGUCCAGGUGGCGAACACCUGCGGGGUGAUUUGCAUGCCGGCAAAACCACCAACCUUUAAAAAUCCAGUGUUUAACACAGGUCUGUGCGUCUUUCUACAUUAAAACAGAGAGGAUCUGGCUAAUUCUGGUUGAAGUCUUUUAUUCACUUAUGCACUUUACAACCACCAUAUUGGCUUUAUUAUUGCGCCAAUGUGACCGAUAUGACUAUG
Molecule: messenger RNA, 3107 nt
Organism: Xenopus laevis (African clawed frog)
Lineage: Eukaryota; Metazoa; Chordata; Amphibia; Anura; Pipidae
Gene: adra1a.S
Product: adrenoceptor alpha 1A S homeolog
Exons: 3
Coding region: 1040-2509 (489 amino acids)
Biological process (GO): phospholipase C-activating G protein-coupled receptor signaling pathway; G protein-coupled receptor signaling pathway; positive regulation of MAPK cascade
Cellular component (GO): nuclear membrane; plasma membrane; cytoplasm
Molecular function (GO): alpha1-adrenergic receptor activity; G protein-coupled receptor activity; adrenergic receptor activity
Source: RefSeq, a predicted model, not a curated record